Messenger RNA from Rhinichthys klamathensis goyatoka, 3178 nucleotides. RefSeq names its product inter-alpha-trypsin inhibitor heavy chain H3-like. The coding region runs from base 30 to 2642 and encodes 870 amino acids. Lineage: Eukaryota; Metazoa; Chordata; Actinopteri; Cypriniformes; Leuciscidae. The record is from RefSeq and is a predicted model, not a curated record. The transcript has 19 exons.
UGUUUCGAGGUCUGCUUUCUGAGCAGGUCAUGAUGGAUCGAGCAGCUCUCAGACUGAUUCUCUUGGGCGUCUUUCUCAUCUCAGCCAGUUCACAACAACCUGUAAAGAAGAAACAAAAUGUGGAUAUAUACAGCUUCUACAUUAACUCCACGGUCACCAGUCGCUACGCCACAACCGUCAUCACAAGCCGUGUGGCGAACACAGUGAAUGAAUCUCAAGAGAUCCAGUUCGAGGUCAAGAUACCCAAGAAUGCCUUCAUCAGCAAAUUCAGAAUGACCAUAGAGGGGAAGAUAUAUGAUGGUGUUGUGAAGGAAAAGCAGGAAGCUCAGCAACAGUACAGUCGAGCAGUAUCUAGAGGAGAAAGUGCUGGACUGAUCAAAUCUGUUGGAAGGACUUUAGAAGACUUUAAAACUUCAGUGACGGUGGCUGCUUUUAGUAAAGUGACUUUUGAGUUGACCUACGAAGAACUGCUAAAGCGCCGACUUGGCAAAUAUGAGCUACUCAUCAAUGCCCAACCGAUGCAGCCGGUGGCAGACUUCAAGAUUGAUGUUCACAUACAAGAGAAACCAGGAAUUUCCUUCUUGGAGGUGAAAGGAGAUUUAAGCACCGAUGAUCUGGCCAAUGCCAUCAAAACCACCAGAGCAGACAAAGACGCAUGGGUGACCUUCUACCCCACUCGAGAUCAACAGACCAAGUGUAAAAGCUGUGGAGAAAAUGGACUGAAUGGUGACCUGCUUAUAACAUACGAUGUAGAAAGAUCAAAUCAUACAGGAGAAGUCAUGGUGUCAAAUGGCUAUUUUGUCCACUACUUUGCACCCUCUAAUGUUCCACGUAUUCCCAAAAAUGUGGUUUUUAUCAUUGACCGGAGCGGUUCUAUGAACGGCAGAAAAAUACAUCAGACUCGUUUGGCGCUGCUAAAGAUUUUAGGUGAUCUUGAUGAGGAUGACCACUUUGGAUUGAUCACUUUUGACAGUGAAGUUAAAACAUGGAAGAAUGAACUCCUGAAAGCUACCGAGGGAAACCUGGAGACUGCAAAAUCUUUUGUGAAGGAGAUCAGCGAUAGAGGAGCCACAGACAUUAACGCUGCAGUUCUAGCAGGAGUGGACAUGAUCAAUCGACAUCCACGAGAAGGAACCGCCUCCAUCCUGAUCCUGCUGACUGAUGGAGAUCCCACUUCAGGUGAAACUAACAUAGAGAGGAUAAUGGCCAAUGUGAAAGAGGCAAUUGGUCUAAAGUUUCCCCUAUAUUGUCUUGGUUUUGGAUAUGAUGUUAACUUUGACUUCCUGACAAAGAUGUCAUUGGAAAAUGGUGGAGUUGCUCGCAGGAUUUAUGAAGAUUCGGACGCUGAUCUACAGCUGCAGGGCUUCUAUGAAGAAGUUGCCGUCCCUCUCCUCACUGAUAUUCAACUUAAAUACACAGGCGGGACAAACCUUACCAAGACCAGCUUUAGCCUGUACUUCAAUGGCUCUGAGAUUGUGGUAUCAGGACAAAUCACAGACAACAGUGUGGAGAGUUUCACCACUGAAGUCACUGCAGUAUCAAAAGGCAAUAACGUGACGUAUCAGGAAACUGUAAUGGCAAAAGACCCCAGUGAUGUCCCACCUGAGAAUGAGGAUUUCAUGCCGAGACUGUGGGCCUACCUUACAGUGAAGCAAAUUCUGGAAAGGCAAGUGCUUCUUAAAGGACAGGAGAAAGAGGAUGAAAAGGAAGAAGCUCUCAAACUGUCCCUGAAAUACCAGUUUGUCACCUCCCUCACCUCUAUGGUCGUCACAAAGCCACAGGAAGAUGAAGUAGAAGUUGCCGACAAACCUAAAGAGGGAGGAGAGGAACCCAGACCAGUACCAGGAUAUAGUCAUUUCAGUCCCCAUCGGCCUGGUCUGCACGGUCGGCCUGGUCGGCCUGGUCGGCCUGGUAAGCACAGUCGGCGUCGUCUGCCCGGUCUGCCCAUGCGGUUCAGUACACCUGGUCCACCUCCUGGUUAUCCAGCGAUCCAUGUUCUCUUAGUUCCAAGAGUUGGUAGCAACCGGUUCCUGCUGCCUGCUGCUGGUCAGUCUAAGCCACUGUGUUUUGACGUUCCUGCUCCUCAGAAACUCAGACUGCUACAGGAUUCUGCUUCCGAGUUCUCUAUGAAUGGACAAUUCAUGACUAGACAACAGGGAUUCAUUCAAAUUGCCUUUCAUUACAAAACAAACCAUCACCUGACAAUAAACACAAGAUCUAUCAGAUACCAAGAUGGCCAGAAUCAGGUUGAGUUUUUGUGGGACCAGGAACCUACUCAACACAAUACAGAGGGCGUGUCACUGAUAUUACGAAGAAAUGAAAUGGACGUUACCAUGGGAAACAUACAUGUUGUUAUUCUUCUUCACAAGAAAAAUGGUGAAGUGUUUCUGUGGCCUGCUGUUCGGCAACAGCCAAAAGAUGUCAGUUUGAGGGGCAUUUUAGGAAAAGCUGAGGCUUUAUAUGAGGAGGUUCGAGGAUCACAAACACCAACUCUAAAGAUAAUGGACCAGGAAGUGAAGGCGAGCUUGGAGGAUGUCACAGACUACACACUUCCUUCAACUCCAGUUAUCAGAUGUUGGCUUGUCCCGUUCCAGGCUGUGAUGCAGGGAGACAUUUCUGAUUUCACUGUCACUCAGCUGUAGAGUCUGAUCUAUCUAUCAUCUAUCUAUGUGAUGAAAUAGCAAUUAAAAUUGUAUGUAUAGCAACCCUUUGAUUGGUGCCUUUUCAAUCAAAGUAUUGAUUGUGAUUAUUUCAUGUAUUUUAUGAGGUCAUGUCUGAUAGUAAAAUAAUGAACCAGCAACAGACUUUUACAGAAUGUAAAGUAUUUACAAGUUAUAUAGAUAAUAAUUUUGUAAAAAGCAUGCCUCAAUUUUGACUUUUGAGGGGUUUGUAGCAUAUUAGCUCAAAAGAACUAUUAAUAAUCUAUCAUAAUUUGUAAUAAUUAAUAAUGAAUAUUUGGAUCAGUUAAUAUAAUUAAUUUAAUGUAGUAAAAUUAAUAUUACUAUCAAUCAACCUGUUUGAUCCUGUGAACACUCGUGUUAAUUGUUUAUUAAUUCUAAGAAAUGUUAAUUUCCGGGGGAGGGAAAUGUCUUUCUUAUUGUACAGUACUACUAAGAGCCUGUAGUCAAAAUCUAAAUCGUAAAAUAAACUUUGUUGCUAGCAGAGAAUCAGAACCAAA